AUCUUUUCGCUCGAUCGAUCGGAUUGGCAUUGGGCUCAUCUCCGGCCUCCUCUCUCUCUCUCUCUCUCAUGCCGCAUGUAUUUAACAGCCAUCAGCUAGCUAGCCUUGCCCGUUGCUUGCUCUUCCAUGGCUGGCUGCACACUCUGCUCGACUGCUCUUGUGUGACUCUGCGUGAUUCUAGCUACCUGGUAAGCAAUUUUGCAGCAGUAUCAGCUGGCAGCUGCUACAACAGUCUACCACCGGCGAAGCAGCGAGAUGUUGGGGAGGAUCGCUGCUGGGGCGGUCGCCGAGCGGCGCGACGCCUCGUUGGAUCGCACGGGCACCGCCGCCGUCUCGGCGGCGUCUCCCUGGUUGGCGCCGCCUCCUCCCAAGCUGUUCGUGGCUGACGGUGGCGUCUCCGGCGGGUCGUCGCCGGUAGCAGCGGAGGCCGCCAUCAUGAGCCCCACCUCCACCCUGCACCUGCAGGCGGCCGUCGGCAGCCCCACGUCUCCGGCGGCCACGGCCGCCCCGUUCUCCCGUCACGGGGCGAGCUCACCGUCAUCAUCAGGCGGCGGCGAUAAUCGCCGGUGCAAGAGCAAGAGCCGCCGCCAGGGCCACCGCCCUGCCUGGGAGGCGGCGAGGCCAGCCGGGCUCGGCCUCGCCGGCGCCCUGAACGACGGCGACGCCGUCCCGCCCGCAGCGACGGUCCUGACAGGGCGGAGCUUCCGGAGCGCUAGCCCCGCGUCCACCGCCGCCGACCGCGUGGCGCGCUCCACCGCCUCCUCGCAAGGCCGGCGGCGCCUGAUGAUGUCGCCGGGUGAGAUGGAGGCGUCGGAGGACUACACCCGCGUCAUCGCCCGCGGGGGGGCGAACCUGAGGACGAUGCACAUAUUCGACGGCUGCGGCGGGUUCCCGGUGGCGGUGGGAGCCACCAGCGGCGAGGGCGAUGGGUUCCUGAGGUGGUGCCACGGCUGCAGCAAGGAUCUUGGGCAGGGCAAGGACAUCUUCAUGUACAGGGGCGAGAUGGCCUUCUGCAGCCACGAGUGCCGGUACCGCGAGAUGCUGCUCUUCGACGAAUAAUCCUGACGCAACAACAGCGACACUCAGCUUCAGAUGCUGGUCUUGAUCAGAAGAAGCGAUCCAUCGAUCAUGCUGAGUUCAUGCUUCGCUGCAAUUUUAUUUGCUAGCUACUAGCUAGUUUUAAUUCCGACCGUCAGAUGUAGUGUAGGCGUGUAGCGUUCGUUCUGAGCCCGCUAGAUGGUCGUUUUGGUAGCCGCUCCGAUCCUUGUAGACGAGCUGCCUGAUCGGCCCUGAUCUGAUGCAUGCAACUGUUGUGUUCCACCACUAAAGCAACUGGAAACGUGUCUGGAUAACAGAAACAGGGCUGCAGCUCAAGCAUCUAUGCCCCUCCGACUGAAAUCGAUCGAUGUGCCACAUCACAAGCAAAUCACCUUGUACCUAAAUUUGGUUUAUCGAUCAGAAAGGCUACGGUCCUUACGGUGC
This is a messenger RNA of Panicum virgatum (switchgrass), 1482 nucleotides long. RefSeq names its product FCS-Like Zinc finger 8-like. The record is from RefSeq and is a predicted model, not a curated record. Lineage: Eukaryota; Viridiplantae; Streptophyta; Magnoliopsida; Poales; Poaceae. Bases 256 to 1059 code for a protein of 267 amino acids. The transcript has 2 exons.